CUCAGUCUCAGCUCGGAUUUGAAAUGAAACCGAAAGUUUUUAAACAUCUACUGAUCAAUCUGCAGCUAGCAAUGGCUUCGAACUGUAAUAGUUCCGGCUCCCCCCAGGAUGGUGAAUCAGACAGCCAGCUCCCUUCUGCCGGUGGCCACGACGAUUCCCAGGAGGAAUGCAGCUUCUCUGAGAGUGAGAGCGACUUUGCCUCCUCAGACUCGGACAGCGGCCCUGAAUCCCAGCAGGGGGCCAGGCAGUCACGGCCAGCCCCUUCCCAGGCCUGCAAAUUCUAUAACCAGGGUAAAUGCAAAAAUGGGAAGAAGUGCCAGUACCUGCAUGUUUGCCAGUAUUUCCUGAAAGGAAAGUGUCGCUAUGGCUCCGGCUGUCGCUUGAAGCACAUCAGUAACUCUGGGUCGGAGUCUUCCGAAGACGAGGGUCAGAGCAGGCAGAGGAGAAAUGGGAGGAGGAGAUCUUCAUCAGGAGAGAACGCGGCCAAUGAUGGCAGGCCUUACAGAUGGCAGCUGAACAGUGGAAGCGGCUGGAAAAACAUCGAAAAUGACCACAUCAUUGAGGCCCAGUACUCACGGCCCUCUGCCAGAGGCAUUAGGCUUUACAACACUCGCUUUGGAGUGAUCGCCAUUGACUUUAAGAAAAUGAAGGUCCUCAAAAAAACUGGGUUGCGGGUUCGACGCUGGAGCUCCUCCCAGGCAGGGUUAAACACAGAGUGGGUUUGGUACUGCAGCAGGAAAAAUGACUGGGUGCAGUACGGAGAGAAGGACUCCAAGGGUAAGGUUGCCCCUGUAACAUCCUCCAAAAUUGAGAAGGAGUUCCAGAAAAGUCCGAAGGGCUCCCACAGAUUUACCAUUGACGCGACCAACUAUCAGAUCAAUUUCAGAGAUAUGAGUCAGGAGAAUUUGAGAAAUAGACGGAAGAGAGAUGUGGCCAGACGCCCAAAGCUGAUGAUACCCCAGGACAGAGGGGGCAGCGUAACAGCAGCUCUCCAGGGUUUGGGUGUGUCUUCCCCCACCUGGGAGUUUGAGGGAAAAAGUGGAAAGUGGUACAUCUUCAAACACAGGAGUGGGACAGACACAGAGUCUUCUGUCUCCAGUGCUGAGAUUGAGGCCCAGUUCCAGCGCAAUCCACAGGGCUCCAUGAACUUCACUGUUAGUGGCCAACAAUACACCCUGGAUUUCUCAGAUAUGACUCAGACCAAUCUGAACACACAUACCGUCCGCAGGGUGAGACGGUCAUAGCAGAUAAUCACCCACAAUGCACUGCCUAAGGAUCCAAAUUGCAUUGGUUCUCUGCUGCCAUCAUCUCAAUAUUACAUUACAGACAUUUAGCAGACACUCUUAUCCAGAGCGACUUACAAAACUUUUUCAAUACUGCCUAAAGACAAAAGCAACAUGUUUAAAGGAUCAUAAUAGAAUAUUAUGCUGCCGUGGAAAUGGGGUUCACGUUCAGAACCCACAACUAUAGGGAAUAUUGUUCCCACACAGCAUUACAUUACUGCACAGCAUUAUAGUACUUACUGCUUAUAAACCUUUACCUUCCUACAGACAACGCUGUCUGUACAUGUAUUAUGUACAUGUACACCCCCUUUCUCACUGUACCUAAAUUAUGUUGAUUAUAUAAUUAACUGUUUAUUACCUGUAUGUGCUUGCUAAAGAUGGCAUGUUGUUCAGUGGUUAUUUUAAAAAGUAUAAAAUGAGAUUUUCUGCAAUAAUGAAGCUGUCUGAAAUGCAGGCCAUGUUUUCCCUUGGGUGGUAUGGUGGUAUAGUGGGUAGCACAAAUCUCGGCCGGGGCCUUUCUGUGUGGGGUCUCAUGUUCUCCAUGUGCCUGCGUCGGUUUCCUCCGACUACUCCAUUUUCCUCCCACAGUCCAAAGACAUGCAGGUUAGGUUAAUUGGAGAGUCUAAUUUUCCCUUACAUAUGAGUGUGAGUGAAUGAUGUGCAGGCCCUGUGAUAGACUGGCGAACUGCCCUACGUGUAUUUCUGCCUCACGCCCAAUGCAUGCUGGGAUAGACUCCAGCACUUCCUGCAACCCUGAUCAGAAAUAAGUGGGUAUAGAUAAUGAGUAGAUGGAUGAAUGGUUUUCCCUUCCCUGGAGCACAGGGAUUUGGCACAACUACCUCCAAUUUAGAAAUCAGUGACAAAGACUAGCAGAACAGAUGAAGAAUUGUCACUGAUGACUACCUGCCCUUAUACUGGUAUAAAUCUGACAUCAGUUCUAGAUAACAGUCUGUGGCUCAAACCUGACAUUAGUUAGUUACUACUUGAAGAUGUAAUGGAUAUAGGUUAUAGGUUAUUGACUGGUAUAUUGCCUGCUUUAAAAAGGGAAUUGUUCCGUUUGGUACAAGAGCUCUUAGACUGCCCUAAAAUAGUAUACAUUUUGAUCAGAAUAAUGUUUUCAAAUGUUUACCAUGUUUUGAUAAUGAAUGCUAUACAAUACAGGUUUUUGGCAUAUCAACAAAACAAUAAACAUUUUAUGCCAAUGUUUAUUCUCCUCAUUGAGACGGUCUCCUGUUUCUCCAUUGUAUCUUCAUUUCAAUCUGUGGCUGACAAACGAUGUGCCAGAUAAAUAAAACUGCCUUUUUGGAAAUCAUGAACACCAA
This is a messenger RNA of Anguilla rostrata (American eel), 2605 nucleotides long. RefSeq lists its product as uncharacterized. The transcript has 11 exons. Gene Ontology annotation, molecular function: NAD+-protein mono-ADP-ribosyltransferase activity; zinc ion binding; NAD+ poly-ADP-ribosyltransferase activity. Bases 24 to 1244 code for a protein of 406 amino acids. Gene Ontology annotation, cellular component: nucleus. Lineage: Eukaryota; Metazoa; Chordata; Actinopteri; Anguilliformes; Anguillidae. The record is from RefSeq and is a predicted model, not a curated record.